Clonostachys rhizophaga is the source of this 4788-nucleotide messenger RNA. The record is from the annotation of a GenBank genome assembly. Lineage: Eukaryota; Fungi; Ascomycota; Sordariomycetes; Hypocreales; Bionectriaceae.
AUGACGGAGCUGGCUCGUCUCCCAGCCUCUGCCACUGGGCUUGGCCUCGUCGCUCUGCUCUCGGUCCCCGCGUUGAGGACGUUUGUCUUGCAAACGCGCAAGGGAGCUGCGAGGGACAAUUUCUAUCAGGAUCGCGAUGGCAAAAGUACCCCUGAGGCAAUUGCUAGUUUUUCUAAUAGGCGCCACAAGAUUGCUCUACUGUUGUCUUCUGUAAUUGGAUUGGCCACUUCGGUUGCUCUCUCAGUCGUAGUUACUCUCGAUCAGACACAACAUAAGUUCUGCGUGGAGACUUGGCUUAACACUGCUUCCUGGGUUCUCAUCCAGUCCCAAGCGACCCUACUGUUCGCCAUCCAUGCUCCGGUAGAGGUGCAUGAUACCGGGUUCUGGAUAUUCUUGUCUUGCUUAAUCACGGGGUCAAUCACAUCCAUACAAACUUAUGCUGCCAUUGGAGACUUCGCCCAUCGACUUGAUGUGGCGCUGAUACUUCGUGCUGUCAACGUCGGGGCGGCAGUGGUGACCUUGAUUUCUAGCAUCCUCAUCCCACGGCGUCCAGAAGUCUUCUUUCGAGACGAGCCGGUGGAUAGCCAAUGGACCACAUCGGUGCUUAGCAGGGGCACCUGGGGCUGGCCCAGAGCCCUUAUGGACAAAGCUUCGAAACAGGGUGAUCUCGAGGAACGGGACAUCCCCCAGCCGGACCAUCUCCUUCGUGUAGAGGAGGUAAUGGUGACUUGGAACUCUCAGAACAAAGACCAGACCCUUCUCCGUGACCUCUGGACGGUCUAUAGAGGACGAAUCCUCCUCCAGUGGACCACGACAAUUCUUCGAUGCGUUUUUGGUGUAAUUCCUUUCUGGGUCAUGUUGGAUCUGGUACAAAGACUUACUGACCGUGGAGGAGACGCUGGUGCGCCAUCCCGUGAAUUGUGUGGCCUGGUUGUUUUACUUGGUCUGGUAUCAAUGGCUGAGCAGUGGGCAGAUAGUUGGGUCAGUUUUUACGCUAUCAAUAUGUUAAUGAUGCCCAUGCGAGCCCAGCUGUCGGCGCUUAUAUACGAAAAGUCUCUCCGACGCAAGAAUGUAAAGUCAGCGGAGAAGACUAAGGAAAGUGAACAGGGGGAGGGGGAGGCAGCGACAUCUACACGUUCUGAGAGCCACGGGGGUGAUGAGGAAACACCGCUGCUGGACGGUCACGGUGAUGAAAAUCAGGCGGCAGCAAACAAUGGUACCGGCACCAAUCCCUCUGAUACCAACGGGAACACGAAAAAGACCGAAGAUCAGAAACCUGAUGACUCCGAGCCCGAAGACACGAGCUUCCAAUCACGCCAAUCCGUCGUCAACCUAGUCGGAAUCGACACCAGGAGAAUUUCGAAUUUCAUGGCCAUGCAGUUUUUCAUCGUCGCCAGCUUCGGCAAACUCAUUUUCUAUUCCAUUUUUCUCAUUCAGCUCAUCGGCUGGAUUCCUUUCGUCGUCGGUAUCCUUGCCUGGGCAUUAGUUCUCCCCAUCAACACGUACUUUUCUAAGCGUCUCAUCAGGCUGACGGGAAAGAUAAUGACUGUUCGGGACAAGAAGCUAGCCAUUGUUAACGAGGCCCUGCAAGGCAUUCGCCAGAUCAAGUUUGCUGCUCUGGAAGGAGAAUGGGAAAACCGCAUCAAUGGUGUUCGGGACGAAGAACUGGGGGCCACCUGGACUAUGUUUCUAGCAGACGUCGGCAUUUUUGGGUGUUGGGUGGUGAGCCCUAUUCUUCUGGCUGCCGCCUCGCUAGCAACAUAUGCUCUCAUAGAGGGCGACUUGACGCCUCCAGUUGCCUUUGUGAGUAUCAGUGUCUUUAAGGCCCUUGAGGUUACAUUGGGGGCUCUUCCAGAGCUCCUGACUGGUGCUUUUGAAACUCUUGUUUCUAUUCGCCGGGUAGACUCCUAUUUGAAGGGGCCCGAGAUGAAACAGACGGUAUCCGAAGGGCCCGAUGUCGGGUUUGAAGACGCGACUAUUUCUUGGCCUGUGGAUGAAGAGGUACCCGAAGAGGGACGUUUUCUGUUGAAGAAUCUCAACUUCACCUUCCCAGCUGGAGAACUGUCCGUCAUUACUGGAAAAACUGGCACCGGCAAGAGUCUUAUUCUCUCCGCUCUCAUCGGAGAGUCUGAUCUUGUACAAGGCAAGAUCCGCACACCCCCUCGGCCAUCCUUCUUGGAACGUAACGAUUUGAAUGCGCACCCAGGCAAUUGGAUUCUACCGGGUAGUGUUGCUUUUAUCGCCCAGACGCCAUGGUUGGAAAGUGCCUCUUUGCGAGAUAACAUCCUGUUCGGACUACCUUUUGUUAAAUCUCGAUACCAUCAGGUUCUUCGAGUCUGUGCGCUAAAGAAAGACCUUGAUAUCUUGACGGAUGGAGACAAAACUGAGCUUGGUGCGAAUGGGAUCAAUCUAAGCGGUGGUCAGAAAUGGCGCAUCACGCUUGCUCGUGCCAUCUAUUCCCGUGCUGAAAUCCUGAUCAUGGACGACAUCUUUAGCGCUGUCGAUGCCCAUGUUGGCCGCCAGAUUUUCGAAGAGUGCAUCUCAGGUCCCAUUUGCAAGGGGCGUACCCGGAUUCUCGUUACCCACCACGUAGGCCUGGUGCAGUCCAAGGCUAAAUUCUUUGUUGAGUUGGGGGAAGAAGGCGUUCUCCACUCGGGAUUGACCUCUGAGCUGGCUGCAACAGGGGUACUUCAGGAAAUCAAGAACCACGAGCAGACCCCGGAGGAAAUCCAGGAAGAUGAGGCAACUGGAUCCUCAACUGCCGUUGCAUCAGAAGCAGCCUCGACUGUAGAGACUCCUCCAAACGAAGAAGAAACAGGAGACGACCCAGAUUCUGAUGCCGACGCAAAGAAGUUUAUACAGGAUGAGACGCGCGAGAAGGGCAUGGUCAAAUCCCAGAUUUAUUCGGCGUAUAUCAAGGCAUCUGGGGGAGUCCCUGCCUGGCUUCUGUGUGUCCUGAUCUAUACUGCAUUCGAGGGAGGCAAUUUAGCUAGGUCCUGGUGGGUUCGAAUCUGGACUGGAAGUGAUGACAGCGCUUCUGGUCUCUCAACGGGAAAUGCUCUUCACCCGCAAGGUUUUAUCAUGCCCGGGCUGACCAUCCAAGAACCGGCAUAUAGCCCACAGUUACUUGUUGCCCCCUCGCACACUCGCGGCCUUACUUUUUAUCUUGGCAUCUAUUGUGGGUUGUCCUUGGCGGCAGGUAUCAUUGGAACUCUUCGGUUCUGGUGGGCGUUCUGGAUGAGUAUCAUGGCCAGUAGAACCUUGUUUCGAGAAACGCUCGGCAGUGUCCUGCGAACUCCUCUACGAUGGCUCGACACCGUCCCAGUUGGUCGCAUUUUGAACCGCCUGACUUCGGAUUUUGAGACGAUCGACCAACGCUUGAGCAUGAAUCUUGGUAUGCUCGUUUGGCAUCUACUUUCUGUUGGAUGCGCAUGCAUUGCCGCUUCUAUGGUGUCGGCGUAUGUCCUUCUGCCAGCAUCGGUGUUGAUUGCUGUGGCUGGAGUUAUUUCCAAGAAGUACUUAGAUGGUGCCCGGCCGUUUAAGCGACUGGAAAGCACAUCAAAGUCCCCUGUAUUCGAACUCUUCAACGCGACGCUCAACGGCAUAUCUACUCUGCGAGCGUUUGAGAAGACGACGGCUUAUAAUGACAAAAUGAAUCAGAAACUGGAUCUGUGGGAUUCUGUUACCAUGUGCAUCUGGUCUAGCAACCGAUGGCUAAGUUUCCGAACAUCAAUGGUUGGAACCGUUUUCACCACUAUCAUUGGAUUUGUCGUCAUCUUCACGCCCGGAGUGGACGGAGCAUUGGCUGGGUUUGCAUUGUCUUUCGCUCUCGAUUUCACAAGUAACAUUCUUUGGACCAUACGAAGUUACUCACAGCUGGAAUUGGACAUGAACGCUGCUGAGAGAGUCAUUGAAUAUUCAAAGCUCCAGACAGAGUCUCAGGAGGGUCAGACUCCUCCAGCGUCUUGGCCAACUUCUGGUAGAAUUGAGGUGAAGGAUCUCGUUAUUGGAUAUGCCGAGAACCUUCCCGCAGUGCUCAAGGGCAUCACAUUUGAUGUCAGACCUAACGAACGGAUCGGUGUUGUUGGACGUACAGGUGCUGGGAAGUCUUCGUUGACACUCGGCCUCUUCAGAUUCCUGGAACCACGAUCCGGUUCAGUGCACAUCGAUGGUAUAGAUACGUCCAAGAUUGACCUGUACACCCUUCGCUCUCGUCUGUCGAUUAUUCCUCAGGAUCCUGUUCUUUUCUCGGGAACGAUCAGAAGCAAUCUUGACCCCUUUAACCAUCGAAGCGACGAGGAACUGAAGACGGCACUGGCGCGUGCUCAUCUGAUCGAGUCCGGUGAAGGUGACGCAUCGGGAGCUGCGACGCCUACCGGCGGCCAGGGCAAUUUCAAUGUCUUUAAGGAUCUAAACAGCCCCGUGUCCGAGUCAGGCGGUAACUUUUCCCAAGGCCAGAGGCAGCUCCUUUGUUUGGCUCGUGCCAUCGUGUCCCGGCCCAAAGUCAUGGUUCUUGACGAGGCUACAUCCGCUGUGGACAUGAAGACGGACGCGCUGAUUCAACGAAGCAUCCGUGAGGAGUUCACCACCAGCACCCUGAUUGUUAUUGCCCACCGACUGAGCACCGUCAUUGAUUUCGAUCGUAUUCUUGUUCUCGGCGGUGGUGAAAUAGUAGAAUAUGGCACGCCAAGGGAGCUCUGGGAGAAGGAGGGCGGCCUCUUUAGGGAGAUGUGUGAAAAUACUGGUGAGCCGGACCUUCUGAGGGGGAAAAUAUACGGUGGUAAAUGA